This is a messenger RNA of Cadophora gregata, 687 nucleotides long. RefSeq lists its product as uncharacterized. The record is from RefSeq and is a predicted model, not a curated record. The transcript has 2 exons. Bases 1 to 687 code for a protein of 228 amino acids. Lineage: Eukaryota; Fungi; Ascomycota; Leotiomycetes; Helotiales; Ploettnerulaceae.
AUGUCAGAUAAGCUCGACGUUGAAGAAGCCGUUUACGCCAGUUCCUCUAGAGAUAGCGUCUCUAAGCGCUUCUCAACGAUAGGAGAACGGCCUCCCAGUGUCUCUCGAUUGUCUGAUACAGAUCACUCAAUCAUAUGCCGAUCCAUCGGAGCUUUGUCCAACGACGAGAACCACAAAAUCUGCCAACCUUCCUCAUACAUAUAUCCUCCUAGAGGUCUCCCCAAUGGUCUCUACAAAGACGUCAUCCGCUCUAGGACACUUGCUCAGUAUGAGUACUAUAUCACAUCACUUCUCUUCACUGCAGCCCUGAUCCUGCAACUCCUCCUCGGUGCAGCCCUUACAGCUCUCGGCUCUACCGAUGCCGGUACAAACGUCCGCAUCACACUCCUCGCCGCUGCCAACACCGUACUCGCCGGCUUACUAGCACUGAUGCACAACUCAGGCUUGCCAGAACGAUACAAGAACGACUGGACGGAAUUCGAUGAAGUGGAAAUGUUCUUGAGGGAGCUGGUUGAGACGGGAAUUGUGCAGACUGGAUGGAGUAGGGAUCAGACGAUAGAACAGUGUUAUGCGCUGUAUAAGAGGGCGAAGGGAACGGUCACGAGGAACAAACCCACAGCUUAUACGGCUAGUUCGGCAGCAGGGAGUUCGGUUGUUAAGAGUGAGAAGGCGAUUCAUAGGUCUUAA